Chlamydomonas reinhardtii is the source of this 7157-nucleotide messenger RNA. RefSeq lists its product as uncharacterized. Gene Ontology annotation, molecular function: calcium-activated cation channel activity. The coding region runs from base 57 to 6386 and encodes 2109 amino acids. The transcript is spliced from 27 exons. The record is from RefSeq and is a predicted model, not a curated record. Gene Ontology annotation, cellular component: plasma membrane. Lineage: Eukaryota; Viridiplantae; Chlorophyta; Chlorophyceae; Chlamydomonadales; Chlamydomonadaceae.
GUAGGAACCUAGUUUUGAUUGUUAAAGCUUGCUGUUGAGCAGGAUCUAUUAAAUACAUGGCGGACCCUGCUCCAGCGCCGCUCGCGGAGCCUUCUAACAAGAGUCAAAUAAAGUAUGCCACGAGCGACUCUUCCUCAGGAGACUUCGGCAACAUCAUAGGUAUCAACAACAACGUAUCACAGGAGAGCAUCGUCACAGGGCUAUGGAUCAGCACCAUCAUCGGGGCCGCGGUCCUGAUCCUUUUCUGCAUAUUGCAACGAAGCAGCCAGCUGUAUCGAUACCGCUUGGUGACUCCAAAUGUGCGCGCGCCGCCACCCGCGCUCAAGUCAGCGGGCUUUGCCUCGUUGCUGGACUGGGCGGUCAAGGCAAUUGCGGUGUCAGACCUCGAUCUGGUCCAGUCUGCAGGCCUAGACGCCCUGAUCAUGGUCAAGCUAUGCUCCUUGGGGGUUCAGCUGUUCCUGCCGAUGGCUAUCCUCGGAGUCUGCGUGUUGAUUCCCUUGCACUGGACGGGAGGUGAAACCGCAACGACCAACGCGCAGCACUCUGACUUCAUGCGUCUCACAAUGGCCAACAUAAUGCUCAAGUCCAAGCGCUUCUGGGUACACCUCGUGUUCAUAUACCUGUACCUGGGCUGGGCGAUGCUGCUGCUGCGCUGGCACUACCAUCAGUACCUCACCAUCCGCCAACACUACCUGCGCAAAGGUGACGCCAACUUGAACGUGUGGCGGACGCUGUAUCACGACAACCCCCGGGGUGUGGGCAAGGAAAAGGCCCUGUCAGACGCGGAGCGGGUGCGCGGCUUCCUGGCCAAUGUGCCGCUCCUCAAGGCACUGCUGCCUACCGGCGUGAACGUUCACGCCGACGCAACUGAGCCUGGAAUGAGGGCGCCCUCGGCAACCAGCAGUGACGAUGACGGCGAGGACACCUUCGCAGCGGCAGACGACGGUGUGGGCGGCUCGCCGACUGGCGCGCGCCACUCCCCCAUCCGCGCGCUUCACGCGACACACUCGCGGUUGCAAGUCGGGACAGGCGGCCUGGCGCGUCUGUCGGGCAAGCGCCCGCCUGCUGUGGUCACUGACCUCGGCAGCGCGACGGGUCCGGGACUCGGUCCGCUCACGUCGCAAACGCCCGACACCUCAGCCCGCCGUGUGCACAGCAAAUUCCAUUGGGGCACACACGGCGCGGCGGGCGACAGGCUGGCUGACGAGCAGCUAAUGAAGCUGCCGCCACCCUCCUACCUGACCCGAACGGGUUCGCGCCGCAUCACACAUGCGGACCGGUCAAUGCUCAGGGGCAACAGUGACCACCUGUCUGCAGCACCGGGCGCCAGCGCGCACGCGCGGCGGCGCGCCAGCGCCACCGCCGGCCACUGGGGCGGUGGCCUGAGUCACGGCAGCCUGGCCGUGGCCGUGUCCGGUAACAUGCACGCAACAGCUCCAAAUGCUGCCGGUGGUGGGGCUGGCGAUGGGGCUCCUGGGGAAGCACCAUGUGAGGGCUUCGGCACCUUGGAAGGCGGGCCGUCACGGCGGCGGGUACAGCGCAACAGCCAAAGUGUGGGGCCGCGUAUGCUGGCCGGUGGCUGCAGCGCAGACAGCACCGCUGGUGUGGGUCUGGGCGUAACUGGUGCGGUCACAGCUGGCGGCAGCCCGCCUGGGGUUGACGGCUGGCUCGCUUCAGCGCAGCAGCUGGUCAGCCAGGGCGCGCUGAGUGUUGGCUACAGCUCCAAGGCGCCCGCGCUGGAGACGGUGCAGUCCGGCAAGGAAGCUGGACCUGCUGCGGAUGCAGGCCAGCCAAUUGCGGAGGCAGACGAGUCUGGCACAGCAGGCGCCGAUCCGGCAGCAGCGGCAGCGGCCGGCGAAAUAGGAUUCGGCUACGGUGAUGUGUGCUCGUCGGAGGUGAUGCUGGAAAUGCUUCCGGAGACACCCAGCGCCACCGCCAGCAGCGGUAUGCACGCCGGCCGCCACGGCAGCGCCACCGGCCGUCGCAGUAGCGCCACCGGCCGCCGCAGCGCUUCCAGCACUGGGGGCUGUGCGUUUCCUGUGUCCACGUCAGCAGUCGACAACGCGGGCGCUGACGUCGACAUGGAGGCGGGCGGUAGAGCUGGCGGCGUGGCGGGCGUGGGCGCGUCAGCGCAUGGAUGCAGGAAGGGCGACGAUAGCGACAGUGGGGAUGACGGCAAAAGCACCGACGGCGCGAUCAACCGCGCCGGGAGCGCAGCCCUGACGGCGCCAUCGGGCCCAUCCAUGACGCGCGCCUCGCUAAGUGGCUCCUCAGGCUCCAUGCUAGACUUCCUGCGGUGGUGGGAGCCUCCGGCGCGCGUGCGCGCCGCCCUCAGCACCGAUGUCAGCCGCCGGCAUGUGCACGCGGCUUCUCGGAGCAGGCACACGUCGGGCGGCGACGACAGUCACGAUGAGGGCGUGGUCACAGGCGUUCCGCUGCGUGUGCUUGGCGUGCACCGCUCAAACACUGAGGGGGAGCUCGAAGGCAACGACGAGGACUGGACGGGCGCCGCCGGGGCGGGCGAGUUCAUGGUCAGCCGCUCGCGACCCAGCGUCAGCUACCGAAAGACGGUGAACGCUGUGUACCCUGACGGCACGUGGGAGGCGGUGCUGGCACAGCACUACGCGGUACUGGUCACGGACGUCAAAGAGCUGCCGCCCAGGAAGCGCAAGGACACCAACAAGAAGAAUGAUGACGCGGCGAAUGACGAGGGCCACGAGGCGACUGUGGAUUUAGGAGCACAUAGUGACAUGGCGAAGUCGGCGGAGGGCGCCGCGGCAGUGGCAGUUGCGGUGACGGACGCCGCAAGCAGGCAGCCUUCGAGCGUGCGCCCGACGCCCAAGCACCGCAGCAGCUUCCUGCCGUCCUGCCUGAUCAGCUGGUGCACUUUUGGGUACGGCACGCAAGCCGCGACGCGUUGGUUAGGCAUCGGCAGCGGGCGACGCACCGCCGCCGGGUCAGUCGCCGGCUCGGAGGAUUCCUUCAUGCACCCGAACCCGGCCAGCAGUGGUCCCAUGCACCAUGCCAUUACUGUUGGUGUGGGGCCCAACAGCUUCCAUUCUCGCAAUAGCAGCUUUGGCUCGCCUAAUCACAACCGGCGCAGCAGCUCGGGUGCCCGCGGCGCCGUAGUUCCCGGCCAUCGCCGCGCCCGCAGCAGCGGAGGCGGGGGCGGCAGCAUUGGUGGCGCCGGCACGGGCUUUGCAGCCGGCAGCUUCGGCAGCGGCGGCGCAGGGGUGGGCGCGAGUGCGUACGGUGUCGUUCAUGCGGCGCAGCACCACGGACCAGGCGCGCUUGGCGCUGUCGCGGGGCCGGGCGGCCACGGCACUCCACGACAGCUUUCACAGCAGCAGCUGCAGCAGGGUGCUGCGUCGGGCUCACAGCACAGCCUCGCAGCUGCCGCCGCCGCCAACGCCGGCGCCGCGUCAGCGGCAGGCGGCGUGGCAGGCCACGCGGAAUCCGGCGUGCCGCUGCCGCCGCUGGUCCUGCCGUCUAUCGACGAGCAACCGUCGCUGACAGUUUCACCAAACGGCACUGGGAUUGGUGCGCAGCCUACGGAGGGGGCCGGACCAGGCGCUACGGCCUUUCCGGUGCCGCGACACACGCGCGCAGCCAGCGCACCCCGCUCUGCGGACUUUUCCGCUGGCUCAGGAGCAAGCGCCGGCGUGGCCCUGACGCCGCCGCGUCAACACAACACUGCGGGCGGCAGCGAGGGCGGUCCUGUGCCGCGACUGUCCUUUAACGGCUCUCUGGGCGGGGCGGGCACCGCAGGCGCAGUUGCUGCCGUUGGCAGCGGCAGUGUUGGCAAAGGCAAGUCGCCGCGCGCCAGCGCUGUUGCACUGUCGCGCGCGACGCGCUUCGGUAGCUCCAAGCCCAAGUUUAUGCAGCUGCUAGAGCAGAUGGCAGAACAGGCCAAUGAGCGUAGCACCAGCGGGCCGCAUUCGCGAGACCAGCAGCACCCCCAGCGGCCGGGCUCCGCUGACCCUGCAGGGCGCGCCCGCGCGUCGCCGCACGUACUCGCGUCUCCUGCGCAUACGGCGGGGCACCCCUCCGGACCCAGUAGCAGGGCCAGCAGCGGGCGCGGCAUGGCGGGCUCGGCCGCGGAAGGCGGCGCCCGCAGCAGCAGUCUGAAGAGUCUGGGCGUUGGUGGUGGCUCCGGGUCUGCGGAGCACCAUGGCGCUCAGGCACCUGCCGCCAGCCGGCUGGGACCUGGUGGCAGCCUGCCGCGCGGCCCUGGCCCUGUUGCCGAGGCAGCGGAGGCAGAGCUGGAGCCGGAGCCGGUCAACGCCGCCUCCUACGCCCGCACCCAUGCCUCUGCCCAGGGCGCGCCAGGGGCGCCGGAGGGUGCCGCAGAGGAAGCAGCCAGGGCCGAGGCAGGCCAGGCUGGCAGCGCUGCAGCACCUGUAGCUGUAGCUGUAGAUGGCUCCCGCGAUGUGUCGGGCAGCUCGGCUCAGUUCAAGGACGCUGUGAGCCACGCCUCUUCGCUGCGCCGCCGCCGAACCGGCGCCGACAACGCCAACGACGAGGUCGAGGACGGCGCCAACGGCUUGAACCGCGCCAGCGGCAGCAGCGUAGCGCGCAGCCGCCGCACCAUCGCAAGCGAUGUCAGCGGCAGCGGCCGCUCCCAGGGCAGCAGCGCUGCAGCGGCCGACGCCUCUGCCAGGGCGCUCGCUCGCUGGGACUUUGUGCGCGAGGCAAUCCUUGAUGGCCGUGUGACGGAACUGCCGUACCGCAUGCGCUACAGCGUGGUGUCGGCGACCUUUGCACGCAUGUUCCCAGACGAGUUUGAUCGGGCCAUUCCGGUGAUCAACCACAAGGAGGUGGACCUGCUGCUGAUGCGCGCAGACCAGCACAUGGCGCAGUAUGAGUACGCCAAGGCCUGGGAGCGGCACAACGCGGGCAAGGAGCUGAUUGGGCGCACCGGCUUUCUGGGUCUGACGGGCGACAAGGUGCGGCUCAAGCACUACCACCUGCAGCAGGUCAAGAAGAUCAUGGAGGAGGUCCGGGUGGCGCGCCAGCGGGCAUUCGACACGCAGCACACGCCCUCCUGGUUCGUGUUCUUCCGCACGCAGCGGGCUGCGGCCGUGGCGGCGCAGUGUGUGCUGCACGCCGAGGACAACCGCCAGUUCAGGGUGCACCCGGCACCGGGGCCUGAGGAGGUGAACUGGUCUGCGCUGUGGAGCGACUACCGCUCCCGUGACCUGCGCCGCAACCUCACGCGGCCUCUCAGCAUUCUGGUGGUGCUCUUCCCCAUCGGCAUUUUCACCGGCGGCCUCAUGCAGCUCGACUACCUGCUGUGCCCCCAGCACAAAUGCGACGAGCUGAAGCAGACUGACCCGACCGCUUGGGAGGAGCAAUGCAACAACGACGGCCGGCAGCAGAUAACGUGGGACUGGUAUUGCCUGCAGUCCGACCCCGUGUCGCAGCUGCUGCGCCGACUGGUCGUCGGCUGGCUGCCUGCACUGCUCAUCAACCUGUGGCAGGGCAUGGUCCUGCCGCUGGUCUUCACGCUCGUUGUGCAGGCCAGCCGCCAAGCACGCUCUCUGUCCGAAGCGGACCGCAGCGUCGCCAAGUACAUCUUCUACUUCGACGUGUUCAACGUCUUCCUUGGCGGCGUUGUGGGCAGCACAAUCAUCCAGGGAGUCAACAGCGCCGUCAAUGCGGGCCCCGGCGAGAUCUUCAAGUUGGUCGGCACGUAUCUGCCAACCAGCUCAAACUUCUUCAUCAGCUUGGUUAUGUUCAGGGCGCUGGUUGCGGUCCCGCUACGCAUGCUCUGGCCGCACAUUGGCAUCCGCAUGUACCUGCUGCGCCGCUACCUGCGCUUCCGCUGCUGGACCACAAAACGCGAGAAGGCGUUUCUCAUGGCGCCGGUGUCGCCCCGCUACGGCUUCGAGGUGGGCAUGGUGCUGCUGAUCUUCCUGAUUGCCUUCGCCUUUGCCGUGGUGUCGCCCAUCCUGCUGCCCAUGGCGCUGGUCUUCUUCGCAAUGGCCUGGCUGUUCUGGCGCUGGGCGCUGCUGUACGUGUACGUGCGAAAGUACGAGGGCGGCGGCACCAUGUGGCCCUUCAUCUUCGCGCGCGUCAUGGUGUGCAUGGCCAUCUUCCCGCUGUUCACGGCUUGCGUGUUCGUCACGAAGGAAGCCUACAUCCAGGCUAUUCUGCUGUUCGUGACGGUGCCGCCCAUGCUCAUCCGCUUCAACAGCUUCUGCUACUACAGGUACGAGCUGGGUCUGCGCGCCUCCAUCCCGUUGGAGGCGGCGGUGACGGGCCCUCACGCGCGGGUUGAUCCCUGGGUUUACAUGCCGCCCCCGCUGCUGACUCAGCUGGCGGGCUGGAACACCGACUGGCCCAAGGCCUGGCAGGGCUGGAACAUGCCUCUGAUGUACGUGUGAGGGGACGGGACGGAGUGGAAGGACAAGGGAGAUGGGAGGAGGAAGGCAUACUGGGACAUGGAACAGGAACUGGGGCUCUCACGUGACGUGGCGUUGGAGCUCCGCCGAGGAAUGGCCGCAUGGAGACCGAGUACAGCUUCUAAGAGCUCGUCAAACUGCGUACUGCCUGUGGUACAUAUGCCCAUUUUUAUGCGCGAUAGAAAUCCGUCCAGACAGAGUCGGCUGGCGCAAGUGCCGGGCUGUAUAUGUGAGGCCUGUUAUUUACGGUCCUUGCCGGCGGACUGUCACUGACAGACCGGCCGUUCAGUUUUGGGACCUGUUGCAUGUGCAUGGCACUGGAAGCGGACACUGCGCAUAAUAAAGCCAGGGCGUGCAACAGGAAAGGAUUACCGCGUCGAGCUUAGAGCUCCAGGAGAAGUGAAAAGGCCGCGGUGCUGUAAAUGAAGUGGCACGGCCUCGUCAAGCUUAGUUUUGUGCAGUGACUUAGGCCGGUUGCAUGCAAGUGAUUGUUCGUGAGCCGACUGUGCGGGUACCGCCUGUUCGUGCGAAUAAAAUAACUGGACUGCUGGUGGUGACUAACGGUUGUCCCGGUAUAGAGUUUGAAUGCCCUACCACCAGGCAGUACCAUACCGUAUCGCAGGGGCGCAGUACCCGUCUCAGGGCUUGCCGGCUUGUCCGUCUCAGGGCUGCUGGCGCUUGCCGUGUCCGAGAGAGCAGCCCCCAGAGCCACAGGCAAAGUGGGACGCACACAACAUGUAAUGCCGGAUCCGC